This is a messenger RNA of Drosophila santomea, 3178 nucleotides long. It is a transcript of the gene Tsp26A, whose product is annotated as tetraspanin-17. The coding region runs from base 344 to 1171 and encodes 275 amino acids. The transcript is spliced from 5 exons. Gene Ontology annotation, cellular component: membrane. Gene Ontology annotation, biological process: protein localization to plasma membrane; protein maturation. Lineage: Eukaryota; Metazoa; Arthropoda; Insecta; Diptera; Drosophilidae. The record is from RefSeq and is a predicted model, not a curated record.
AAAAACAAUUUCCAUUUAUAUAGCGCUAAAUUGAAACUGUUGUUGCUCAACUAAACAAACCAUCAUUGUAAAUACGCAAAUUUGUUUCUGUAAAAUGCAUUGUUUAUGCAAGAGCGACUACAAAAACAAAAUUAACUGGAAGAGCAAUGGCAGACAUCCAAGUUUUAAAGUUCAUAAGCUUUGGACAAAAUGGCGGUUUUUAGUGGAACGGUAUUAUUUGUAUCAUAGCUGGAGAGGUCACACUGCGUGAUAAAAAAAGUGCAGUCACGGUCACACUGGCGAGCAGAAUUUCAUACGUUUUUGUUUCCUUUUGGCCAUAUUUAUUAUUGUUAAAAUUGGAGCAAUGCCAGCUGCUGUGCGCAAGUUCCGCCGCGAGAUCAGUGAAAUCAGCUGCUGCCUGAAGUACCUUCUGUUUGCCAGCAAUGUAAUCCUGUGGCUCUCGGCCCUACUCGUCCUCUCCGUUGGCAUCUGGGCCUGGAGCGAGAAGGGCAUGUUCCGCAACAUUACUCGGCUGCACUUUAUCGCCCUGGACCCCGCCUUCGUGCUCAUCAUCCUGGGAGGCGUCACCUUCCUACUGGGUUUCAUGGGCAGUGUGGGCGCCUUGCGCGAGAACACCUGUCUCCUUGGGGCGUACGCCAUCUUCCUGAGUGUCCUGCUUAUUGCAGAGAUCGGCUUCUGUGCCGUGGCCUUCGUGCUCAAGGACAAGGGCUGGAUCAAAGACCAGGCCACGGAGGGACUAAAGGCCUUCAUCCGCCACUAUCGCGAGGACGCAGACCAGCAGAAUCUCAUUGACUGGAUCCAGGAGGAUUGGUUGCAGUGUUGCGGCAUUGAUGGUCCAAAGGACUGGGACGGCAACAACUACUUUAACUGCUCGUCCAUCGCUAUUGGCAGCAGGGAGGCGUGUGGAGUGCCCUUCUCCUGCUGCCGCAGGCGUCCCCAGGAGGUGAUUAAAAACAAGCAAUGCGGAUACGAUGUUCGAAAGGAGGGAUAUCCGGUGGAUAGGAAUAUACAUGAGCGCGGCUGCUUGCGCGCUGGCGAGGAUUGGCUGGAGGCCCAUCUCAUAAGUGUGGCGAUCGGUUGCGUGGCUCUGCUGGUCCUGCAGAUUUUGGGCAUUUGCUUUGCCCAGAACCUGCGAGCCGAUAUCUACACUCAAAAGUCAAAGUGGCACUGACAAAUGGCUAUGCCUGCUCCAACGGCCAUUUAGAAGGACACCCAAGGCAGUGAAGGAUUGGGAGCUUCGAGGUAAGCAACGUGGAGCAUCCACCACCACCAACUUCAAACAAGAAUCUGUAACUACUCAUCUACGCUCCGGUUAGUUAACUAUACUAUAAAUUCCUUGUAAACCCGUACUAGGAUGGAUCGAUUUGGAUGCACGAAAAUCGCGGGUAGAAUCUAGUCUUUGAACAAUUUUUAAUGCUAUUGCCAUAAAAACUGUGACUUGGAAGUUACGAGUGGCCCUCAGCUUUUGAUGGCAUAAAAUGUUCAUUGAUUAGAUUGUCCAUGAUUUAGCUACUUUUUGCAUCCAUAAACUCGACCCAGUUUAACCCAUAACCCCUUUUAUACUCAAGAGUACGCUAUGUGUCUAACUAAAGCAAACGCAUUCCGUCUUCGUGGACAUUGACUAAUAUUAACUAGGUUGCCAAAUUUGUUGCUGUUUUUACGUCGGCUUCCCUUUGCCCAAGAACAAAUAAGAAAAGAAAAGAGCAAAACAUUUUAAAUAGAUUUUCUAAACAUUUUACAAGUAAAGUGAAAGGAGGCAUAGGAGAAAUGAAAAAUUUAUCUUGAAAUGCAGCUGUGAUAUAUUUUUAAAGAAAAGUAUAGAAAAACCGAAAUCAAAUGCAACAAUUUCCAACAAAUCGAAUGAACAUAACACGAAUCUCAUUCCUAAACUGAACAAAUACAACCUAGCACCACGUAUAUUUGUCUUCAAAAUAAUAGUUAUUUUUAUAAGCGAAGAACAAAAUACAGUUCUGUGAAAAUGUCAAUAUCACAGAUCGAAAAAUGGAAAAAAGCAAUACCACUUGCGUAUGAAUAUUAAUGAGCUUGAACUAAAUUUAUGCACAAAUGGUUAGCUUUACAGCAUAUAAAUAUAUUUUUGCAACAAGCAAUUAUAAUUGAGUAAAAAGUAAGCCAAUUGCUGGUUUAAUUGCUUAAAAGCGCACUUGUAACAUGAUUCACAAGGAAAACAUUGAUUCGCUCUUGUACCUUUUUAAAUCUAUAUUGCAAAGAGAUGAUAUUAUUAUUUAUCCGAUUUCGCAAACAUUCUAAUCAAAAGUAGUGAAGAUUAUAAACGCCACUGCCCCGAACAGAGUAUUACGUUUUUGUGUUCUCCAAAUAGCUGGAAGGUCCAAUGAACUGUCACUUAAAUAACUAUAGAACUUGCCAAUCUUAGUCAGAUUAAAAAAUAACUAAUUGAACUAACAGUAUCCAACCGUUUUCCUAAACUGUUUAAAACUUUAACAACUCAGUCUGCAAACUUAUAUUUAUAAAACAGUUUAUACUUUUAUUGCUGUUUAAUAUUCAAUCGAAACUCAACGCCUACAUUGCUGUAAUGCUCAAAAAGGCGAUAGAUUUAAUGCUUUUACAUUAAAUACCAUUAGUACAUUGCAUGUUAAUAAUGAUACAAAAUAAGUCCAAAAACCUUCUAUGUUCACGUGCAUUUCAACAAUUGGUCAGAUGUGAGAGCUAAGGAAUUUUUUGUAUUUCUAAACAAUGAAAGUUUUAUGGCAGCUAUGCUACAAAGUAAUAAUUUAAAAUUAAGUUGACAAAUUGCUUAUACACUGCUCAAAAGAGAAAAGUUUUUGAUCAAAGUGUGCAUUAAAAUUGAAACCUAUUUGGUAUAUAUCCUAUCGGUUUUACUUUACAAACAUCUGGCCAAAUUACCCUGUGCAAUGUUUAAGGAAAAAACUAUGCUUAUAAAAUCGAGAACAAAAUACGAUUAAUAAUGUGUAAAAACACAAUAGUUAACAUUCUGCUAUAAUGGUAACGAAAAAGUCAAUUGAAAAUAAGCUGGAGAUCAAAUAGAGUCAGUCAUGCAAAGAUCAACAGCAGUUUAUUAAGGCGUAUAUAAACAUAGAUUUGUAAGAGUUAGAAAAUUUAUAAUAAAGCUUAACGAAGGUUGUUGACACAAGUAUCAAUCAAAAACGCUUCAAAUAAAGAAAUACCGAGUAACAAUUAA